ACGCCCAUACCUGGACGAUUCAAGGAAAUCUGGGAUUGUACACAAAAUCGAGCUCAUCCAUAUCCAGUUUGAACGUUCAGUCAUUUUUUACAUUACACUGAAUCCUGCGCGUCUUUAUUUGAGUUUGUUGGGCAUAGUAAGUGACCAGUCCAUUCAAAUUGAAUUAUUCCGCUCAAGCUGUUCCAGCUAUCAGAGGUUUUCCCUGACCCACGAAGCUCAGUUUUUGUGUCUACGACGCCUUUCUGCUCCAAGCUACCCAGCUGUUUUACAGAACCCAGUCAUGGAGGAGACGGUGUGGGAACAGUACACUGUGACCCUACAGCGGGACUCCAAAAUGGGGUUUGGCAUCGCUGUGUCUGGAGGACGGGACAACCCAAACGAAGAAAGUGGAGAAAUGUCAAUCGUCGUUUCCGAUGUGCUGCAAGGGGGUCCUGCAGAUGGCUUGUUGUUUGAAAAUGACAGAGUAAUUCAGGUGAAUGCUGUGCUCAUGGAUGGCGUCCCACACCCCUUUGCAGUGCAGACUCUCCGCAAGUGUGGCAAAGUAGCAAAAAUUACAAUAAAGCGAGCUAGGAAGAUCCCUGUCAGCAUGAUUAAACGUGCCCCAUCUCCAGAGGACCGCGUCUUCAGCGGUGACUACAAUGACGACUAUGAGCAGGAUCGGCGCAGCAUUUACAGUGGACGCAGCUACCCUGAUCACGAUGCCAGUCUAGAACGGGAGCGAGGCGGCUAUGCAGACGAACACGAUCGUGACUACGAACGCAGUCGUGGAAGGAGCAUGGAGCGUGGCGUGAGCCCCGAUAGACAAUACCGACGAGAUGGCAGCCGCGGGCGAAUACUGGACCGCGAACUUAGCCCCGAUCGGCGUUAUCGUAGGGACCACACACUGGAUAACCCCAGCAGUCCAGAACGACGUUACCGAAGUGAUCGGAAGCUGGAUCACAACUACAGCCCGGAUAGGCGCUAUCGUAGCGAACACAAUCUGGACGUAGAUCGGAGUCCAGACAGGCGAUACCGAAGCGAUCAUACGUUGGACAGAUCGCACAGUCCAGAUACGCAGUAUAGGCCUGAACCAAAAAAGAAAUACAGCAGAGAGAAUUUAGCCAGUGACCAUGACCGCAGGAAGUACGAUUCUCGCCAGGACGAAGCAAUGAAGAGGGGUAACAGUCGGGACCGGUUGGACCGUUCGCCCUCACCUCCCUCACCGCAACACCAUGAACCUUUGGAAAAGCCCCUCAACGUUACUCUUCUGAAGAACCGACCCAAUGAUGAAUAUGGCCUUCGUCUUGGCAGUCAGUUGUUCAUCAAAGAAAUGACGAGUACAGGCCUGGCAUCCAGAGAUGGCAAACUACAGGAAGGCGACAUUAUUCUAAAAAUUAACGGUACAGUCACAGAGAAUCUAUCUCUGGGUGAUGCAGGAAAGUUGAUCGAAAAGUCUCGUGGAAAGCUGCAACUGGUGGUAAAGAGGGAUCGCACUCAGGUGCUCAUCAGAGUCCCACCAAUGGUUGACAGCGACUCAGAAAUGGAUGAUAUCUCAGAGAUUGAGUCAUAUCGCUCAUAUUCUCCUCAGGAUGAGCGACGCAGUCAUCAUUCAGACCUCUCCUCACACUCUUCUAAUGAGAGACUACAAGACAAAAACAGAGAUGAGCCUCCUAACAGACUGGCUAAAAUGGGAGCGAUGCCGACUCCAUUCCGAGCAGCUCCUGUGGAGCAGCCACCUCCACCCAUAGAGAAGGAGGAGCCUCGCAGUGAGUCACCAGUUCCAGUGGUAAAUGUGGCUCCAAAAGCAAGUGUUCCAAUAAAAGUCAAACCUCUGCCAAAGGUCCCACUGCGGCCCAGUCAGGAGGACCAGCAAAUAUAUGGCCCUAACACUGCGAUGGUCCGCUUUCAGAAAGGGGAAAGCGUUGGUCUACGUCUAGCUGGAGGAAAUGACGUGGGAAUUUUUAUCGCAGGCGUUCAGGAGGACAGCCCUGCAGAGAUUGAAGGACUCAGCACCGGAGACCAGAUCGUGAAGGUGAAUAAUAUGGAUUUCAGAGGAAUGGUCAGAGAAGAUGCAGUUCUGUAUUUACUGGAGAUUCCCAAAGGAGAAGCUGUGACUAUCUUGGCUCAAAGCAAACCUGAUGUUUAUAAAGACAUCCUGGCGUCUGGGCGAGGAGAUAACUUCUUCAUCAGAACUCAUUUUGAAUAUGAGAAGGAGCUUCCUCAGAGCCUGACCUUCUCCAGAGGAGAGAUCUUUAAAGUGGUGGACACCCUGUAUGACGGAAAGCUUGGUAACUGGCUCGCAAUCCGCACAGACAAUGACAACAAUCUGCUGGAGAAGGGCGUCAUACCCAGCAAGAGCAGGGCUGAGCAGAUGGCAAAUGUCCAGAAUGCACAAAAAGGUGCUGGCAAUGAUAGAGGAGACUUCUGGAGGCUGAGAGGUCAAAGGGCAGCCAAGAAAAAAGAUCUUCGUAAGAGCAGAGAGGAUCUCAGUGCUACACCCGUCACUACACGCUUCCCUGCUUAUGAGAGAGUGGUGCUACGAGAAGCUGGGUUUAGACGACCCGUCGUAUUAUUUGGCCCGAUUUCAGAUGCAGCCGAUGAAAAACUGGCCAACGAUCUUCCAGAUGAGUUUGUCAUUGCAAAGACCGAACCCAAAGAUGCAGGCUCAGAGAUGUCAUCCGGUGUGGUCAGACUGAACACUAUUCGCCAGAUCAUUGAACAGGAUAAACACGCUCUGCUGGAUGUCACGCCCAAAGCUGUUGACACCCUUAAUUACACUCAGUGGUAUCCCAUCGUCAUCUUCCUCAAUCCAGACAGCAAGCAGGGAGUGAAGACCAUGAGAAACCGCCUGGUUUCUGGAUCCACCCGCAGUGCACGAAAGCUUUACGAGCAAGCAGUUAAACUACGGAAAAACUGCACACACUUGUUCACUGCUACCAUUGAUCUGAACUCUGCCAAUGACGCCUGGUUUGGAAGUUUGAAAGACAUCAUACGAGAACAGCAAGACAAAGCCGUCUGGGUCUGUGAAGGCAAACUUGAUAGAUCAGAGGAGGAUCCAGAUAUCCACGAUGACCGUAUGUCAUACCUGUCUGCUAUGAGCCAAGACUACCUGAGCAUGGACAGCCGUCUGACCAGCGAUUAUGAGGACACGGCCGAUGAGGGCGGAGCUUACACAGAUAACGAGCUUGACGAGUCCACUGAUGAACCACAGCCAAUUUCAGCAAUCAGUCGAUCAUCUGAGCCUGUUAGUGAGGAGAGAGCCAUGCCUGUUCCUCAUGCACGUAUAAAGAAAUCUGGAAGCAGAGAGGUGCUGCGGGACCAGAGCCCACCUCCCUCAUUUGUCCCAGAACCCCCUAAGGUCAGGUCAACAUCACGUGCCGCUGACUCCAGAAGCUUUGACUCGCGAUCCAGCAGUACAGUGAGCAGCGAUGUGCCCGUCAGUAAUAAACCACUUCCACCGCCUGUAGCUCAGAAGCCCAGCUUUAACACGCGGUCAGGCCCUGCCAAUGACUCGACCUCUGACGACCCUUCCAACUUCUCAUUCAUGGGGAAGGUGAAGGCCUUUGAGAAAAUGGACAACUUGGCCAGAGCCAAAAGGAUGCUGGAGCUGCAGGAGGCUGAACAAGCACGGCUGGAAAUAUCUCAGAAACAUCCAGACAUUUAUGCAGUUCCAAACAAACUAAAACCAAAUCAGAACAGACCACAACCAAUCGGCUCCAGCUCAAACUCUGAAUCAUUGAGCUCCUCCUCCAAACCACCAUAUUCAGAGAGCCGCUCCCACAACCGUGCCGAUGAUGAUGACGAGGAAGAAUACCGACGCCAGUUGGCCGAUCAAACCCGCAGAGGCUACUACAAUCCUCAGAAAUACAACGACACUGAACUGUAAUGUCCAAUAUACCAAAGAAACUCAUGUUCUAAACACAGUGACAACAUAACAGAGCUGAAUCUCUUGAUUGCAUUGGAUCUAUAGAAGAGUAUUUCUUACACAUGUCAUUAUUUUAAGAAAAUUAAAGUGGUCAGUUAUAUAAUUUAGGGUGAUUCUCUUCAACGUGUCACUUGGAGCCACAGACAAACGAGAUGCAAAACCGAACAAGUUUUUUGUUUGCCAUAUGCAUUACUUGCAAUAUAAGCAUGUCAUGUCAAGAAGGUCUAUGUGUCUUUUUAUAUCUGCCAUGUUUCUCGAUGAAACAUCAGUAUAUAUUUCAUGGAUGUUUGUAGUUGUCUUGAUCUAUUUGUAUGUCUUUAGUUGAUUUUAUUUUCCCACAAUGUCAUGUAUCAGUCUUUAGUGAAAGCUACUAGAUGGAGUUGACGUUACACUUUCUUCACACUGAAAUUUGCCAUAAACCAAAAGUAAAAGUGGUAUAAAUAUGAUUUUCAAAAACAUUUGCUUGAGUGCCUUAAUGCCAUUGAUCAAACAGGUAUAAGCUACUUUAAGUUGCUGCAUAUAUUACUAUACUAUGAUUUUGAUUUUAAAAAAUGGUUUAUGUUAUUAAAUGUGUGUAACAUCUUUAUAUUGUAAAGAAUUUAAAUGUAUUCACAAUAUAAUUCACAUUAUAAAUGCACAAUGUGAAAUGUUCACACUAUUGGUACGUAUCUAUGAUCAGUACUUCGGGCGAACAACUACAAAAACUCAGCCUUGUGGGAAAUUAAGGUAUUUUAAAAUUUCAAAAUGAAUAAAUAAAACACACUUUUA
This is a messenger RNA of Xyrauchen texanus (razorback sucker), 4672 nucleotides long. It is a transcript of the gene tjp2a, whose product is annotated as tight junction protein 2a (zona occludens 2). Gene Ontology annotation, cellular component: bicellular tight junction; plasma membrane. The transcript has 24 exons. The record is from RefSeq and is a predicted model, not a curated record. Gene Ontology annotation, molecular function: cell adhesion molecule binding. Lineage: Eukaryota; Metazoa; Chordata; Actinopteri; Cypriniformes; Catostomidae. Gene Ontology annotation, biological process: establishment of endothelial intestinal barrier; cell-cell adhesion; cell-cell junction organization. The coding region runs from base 281 to 3865 and encodes 1194 amino acids.